AUGACCCCAUCACCACAACCACAACAGGGUCAAAGCCUAAACGUGAUCGCCCUAAUAUCCGGAGGAAAAGACUCUCUCUACUCUCUCCUGCACUGCAUCCGCAACGGCCACAAAGUCAUCGCGCUAGCCAAUCUCCACCCCCCGGUCCAAGAUGCCCAAGAAGACAUCGACAGCUUCAUGUACCAGACCAUCGGCCACGCCGUGAUCCCCCUCUACGAGCAGGCCCUGGACAUCCCGCUCUACCGCGCCCCCAUCUCCGGCGGCGCCGUCGACACAGCCCGCAUCUACCGCAAUGAUGCCACAGAGGAGUCCGCGCCGGAAGACGAGACCGAGUCGCUCGUUCCGCUGCUGAAGCGCGUGAUGCAGUGUCAUCCGGAGGCCAGUGCCGUCUGUGCCGGCGCCAUCUUGUCCACUUAUCAACGCACCAGGAUCGAGAAUGUCGCGUGUAGGCUGGGCCUGACCCCCUUGGCUUGGUUGUGGAAUUAUCCGGUGCUCCCUGCGCCGGUGGAACGCGCGGGCGUGGCUACGCAGGCGGGGCUGUUGGAGGAUAUGGCUGGGGUUGGAUGUGAGGCGAGGAUUAUCAAGGUUGCCUCGGGCGGGCUGGAUGAGGGGUUUCUCUGGGGGGAUGUUUCGAGUCGCGAUGGGCUUGUGCGGAGGAAGAUUGAGAGGGGCAUGAGGAGGUUUGUGGUUGAUGAUUUGGGGGGUGCUGUUCUUGGGGAAGGGGGUGAGUAUGAGAGUCUUGCGGUUGAUGGGCCUGCGUUUCUUUGGAAGGGGAGGAUUGAGAUUGCCGAGAGGGAGGUCUGUUCUGGGGAAGGGGGUGUGGGGUUUGUGAGGCUUCGGGGGGCGAGGUGUGUGAGGAAGGAGGGAGGGGAUGGCGUUUCUCCGGAGGAUGUGAGGCGGCCGGCGUUGUUGGAUGAGACGUUUUCUGGGGUUUUGGAUGCGGUGGUGUCGGAUGUGGGGGAUCUGGAUGUCGUCGACACGGUGAAGGAAUCUCAGCCUGUGUGGCGACUGGGGGAGGUCGCUCAGUCGAGGAAUGGCGGCACUUGGGCUAUCUCGAAUCUUGCGGCGCCUGAGGCUGGUCCUGGUGCUGGGGAGCAGAUGGAGGCGAUUGCGCGGAAGAUCCGGCUUAUUUUGGAGUCUACGGGUACUCGGACACCUGCUGAUAUCGUCUUUGCUACAGUUUUGAUUCGCUCUAUGGUUGACUUCCCGUUGAUGAACGAUAUCUACGUUUCGCUUUUCAAGAAGCCGAAUCCCCCUGCCAGAGCUACGGUGGCUUGUGGGAAUAGUCUCCCCGAGGGCGUAAAGAUUACGGUCUCGUUGGUCAUCGAUUUAGGCCCCAGGGAUCUGCGACAGGGCCUUCAUGUUCAGUCCCGUUCAUACUGGGCCCCCGCUAAUAUUGGACCGUAUUCACAGGCUAUGUCUAUCCCGGUGCAGGCAUCAGAGCGGCUGGUGUACAUUGCCGGUCAGAUACCUUUGGAACCGGCGUCGAUGGAUAUGGUCGCUGGCCCGGAGUCAUGGCUUGAAAGCUACUCCUUGCGAGCGGUGUUGUCUUUGCAGCAUCUGUGGAGGAUUGCGGCAGCGAUGCAGGUUCAGUGGUGGCUGGGGGCCGUUGCGUAUCUAACGGGAACAGACCACAUGGAUACUAAAGCGCAAAUAGCAUGGCGUCUCUGGGAGACGAUGCAUGUCCAGCAAACCGACUCAGACGAGGACGACGAAGAACCGACGUUGGAUGCUUGGGACAUUAAGUAUGGAGGACGAGCUUAUGACCAGCCAACGAAGCCAGAGGCAGCUGCUUUGCCUAACAUGUCCGUGGUGCAGUCGGACGUACUGGUUCCUCCCUUCUUUGCUGCCCAGGUUGCUGAACUACCCCGGGGUAGCGAUAUCGAAUGGCAGGGUUUGGGUUAUCGGUGUGGUGGUUUGAAGAUGGCUGCGGAAGAAUUGGAUGUUGGUCGCAAGAUCGACACCACCACAGACGAGAAUCUGCGGUACACAGGAAUCGAGAUUGGCAAAGAGUCUGGCACUGAACUGGAAUCGUGCCUGCAGCGCAUUCUCGAACGAUACUCCACAGCGGGGGUUUCCCAUGCAAUUCUCUACACAGCACAGCCGCUGUCUGGGAAUAGUUGGCCGGGUCAGAUCGUGCCUUGCACGUCAGUAUGGGGCCAGAAAGGGCGGCAAUUGGCGGCCGGGAUCAUCCUACAGACGCAUAACCCCACGGACCCCGAUUCAUCUAUACCAGACACUCUCCGAGAUACUUCCCGGUCGCCGCACCCCUACCAUCGCAAGGGCUCCAAGUGCUCCGAACCCCAUUUGCUACCUAUGAAUGGCGGUGAUCGACUAACUCCCAAUUCAUGGCCUAAAACGUCCAGUGAUAGCGGCACCGAGGCAGAUGAUGAGAGUACAGGGAUUUUAAAAGGACUCCCGGCGCCCCCUCUUCGCCAACGGAAAGGGUUGCGUUCGGGCUACAAUGAUGCCACAGACCGUGACUCGUGGUUGCCGAUAUUGCAACCGUGGCCCUCGCUGGGACGGUCAACGUCCCGGAGCUCACAACAGAGCUCCAGUGAAGACAUGGGAACCGGAAGGGUGGGAUUACGAGGGAAGGUCGGAAAAAAGCGCCUUGAGGUCUUGCGGCGGCUCUUAGAGACAGGGUUGCUAUUGUCCGUGGGCGCGGUUGUGUUGUCCCAGGAGAGUGCGAGGUUACUUGCAUGGGCUUGGAGGAAAGAACUACUUGCUCAUGGCGUUCUUGUCACCACGCUGUACGCGGUGUAUCCGCUCAGGAGAAAUGGACGCCUACGCCUUUCCGGAUUAAACUCUUUUACCAUUCCAAGGAGCUUCGACCCCGCUCCCCUUCUUUACCCGAUUUUGAUACCCAUUUACACCUCUUUGUCCUUGGCGCACCGUAGCCCUGCGCUAGUAUUGCCAAACAUCAUUCUCAGUCUCUCGUCUUUACCCGCCCCAGUCAUUCCAUUGCACGAGUGGAUGCAUGGUCACAGUGUCGUCCAUUGGUUGGUCACGUUGAUACCCAUUAUUGUCUCGGAGCAUUUUUCUGCAGAUCAUACGAUACCCAAGCCUCUCGCGCUUCGCGGCCUCAGUUCUGAAGUUUUGACCCUUGUUUUUCCGUUGCAUCAAGCAUUGAUACCCACUUUAGAUUUCUUAUUAACUACCAGUAUCCUUCCGGCAGAGCUACAGCUUUUGACGAGUGCUCUUGUGAAUCUGUUUUUGUUUGCGAGCUCCCCCCAGGCGGAGAUCCUUAAGGCGCUAUUGUGGCUGGGCGGCUUGUGCAUUUUUAUCUCUUGCCGGCAUGUUCUCCGUUGGGAGGUCGCUCUAGCUAGGAUCCCCAGCUGGAAGUUUAGACGGUCGCCCAGUGGUUCGCAAUCACGAAAAAAUCUCUUGUAUGUUAUCGACCAUAAACUCUGCCAAAAACUGAGCCGAGCGGGCUCCUCCGAAGAUGCUAUGUCAGACAGUGAAUACGAGGCUCACAUGGCGCCAAUAUCACGCAGAACAACGCAUGAGUUUCGAGAGAAGACCCCAGCUAGAGAAAUGACCGACAAGGUUCCCCAAGAGAAUGGUCAUCGACAUGCAGUGCAUCGAAGACGACAUACUAUCUCCAGCGUGGAUGAGGCUGCACAUUCAGAGCGUAUCAGGACCACUCCCAGUGGCCGACGGAAGCGAUCGAUGGCUCCGGGGCUGGCAUCCUUUUUGUCACUGACUGUACCACAAGCACAAGUGCGGAAAUGGCUUUACGCCCUGUACGUAUAUGCGGCUGUGGCAAUUAUCAUCAUGGGUCCAGUGCGGAAGUACGUGAGCGAACGCGCACUGGGUGGAGAGGAGCCGUUUGGGUGGGCUUUGAGCUACCUACUGGGAAAUGUGUCCUGGUUUAGGUUCUGGGUGAUCAUGUGGAACCUGGAGUACUGGAUUCCUCUUCCUCCUCGCUUGGAUCGUGAAAUGCGCUCUCUUGGCUGGAUGGAGUGUCUCCGGCAGACUUCUUUUGGGGAAGCCAACGCACGUCUUUUAAUUGCUGCUCAUUGUAUUGCGGUGAUUAUGAUGGGCCUGGGUGUUGUCUUUAAGUUGAGCUCCAUCGUAGAAGUGGAUACAAGACGCAAAGUCUUCCACGGCAUGAUGGUGUUGAUGUUUCUUCCCACCAUCUACAUCGAUCCUGCAUUCUGUGCUCUCGCUCUCGCUCUAGUACUGUCUAUAUUUCUCCUUCUGGAUCUUUUCCGAGCUUCCCAAAUGCCACCAAUCUCUCGGCCGUUGACCUAUUUCCUGGCGCCCUAUGUUGACGGCCGGGACCACCGGGGACCUGUCAUUAUCUCUCACAUCUUCCUUCUUAUCGGAUGCUCUAUUCCCCUGUGGCUUUCUUUGGCUGACAUCCCCCGAUCGGAAGACCACCCAUGGGGCGCCUGGAACGUCCAGUUCCGAGAUGUCAGUAUGGUCAGCGGAGUAGUAUGCGUCGGUCUUGGAGAUGCCGCCGCAUCACUAGUGGGUCGUCGGUUUGGUCGGCGUAAGUGGUUCUGGGGUGGAGGCAAGUCCUUGGAGGGCAGUGUGGCUUUUGCGGCGGCUGUGACCGGGGGUCUGGUGUUUUCCCGAUUGUGGCUUGCCGCAGGCCAGUGGGCGGUGCAUGUGAACGAUGGGCAGAAUCAAUUAUUCUGGCUUUGGACGGUGUGCAAAGCCAUCAUAGCGGCUGCAGGCACCAGUGCGACCGAAGCGAUCUUGACGGGGUGCAACGACAAUGUCCUUGUACCGAUUGUGCUGUGGCUGCUCGUCAGGGGACUUGGCCUGUGA
Molecule: messenger RNA, 4779 nt
Organism: Aspergillus pseudonomiae
Lineage: Eukaryota; Fungi; Ascomycota; Eurotiomycetes; Eurotiales; Aspergillaceae
Product: putative phosphatidate cytidylyltransferase
Exons: 3
Coding region: 1-4779 (1592 amino acids)
Biological process (GO): dolichyl monophosphate biosynthetic process
Cellular component (GO): endoplasmic reticulum membrane
Molecular function (GO): dolichol kinase activity
Source: RefSeq, a predicted model, not a curated record